Molecule: messenger RNA, 3025 nt
Organism: Prosopis cineraria
Lineage: Eukaryota; Viridiplantae; Streptophyta; Magnoliopsida; Fabales; Fabaceae
Product: protein EARLY FLOWERING 3-like
Biological process (GO): regulation of photoperiodism, flowering
Source: RefSeq, a predicted model, not a curated record
CCUUUCUGAGAACAUCUUACACUUUUUCUUCACGAAUGUGUUCUCUCUCUCUAUUCGCUCCCUCUAUCUAUUCCCUCUUUUUAAUCUUUCUACCGUUUCCGUAAUCUUCGCAGCUUUCUCAAUAUCUGCCAUUAGUUUUCAUCACAGAACGCAUCUGCUCUGACCAGGUCGACUUCUGUUCUGCGACGAAUCGCUUAAUUUCACCCAAGAACAGCAGCAGAGUUUGACGUCUGAAUCUGACUUCAGAUUUCUCUUCCGAUUUGGGUGCUACUAUAAUCAUUAGUGCAAUCAGGAAUUGUUUUGCCUUCCUACAAAAAUUAUUGCAUCACGUGUUUGGGUUUGGAUUAGUUUUGAGAUUUUUUCGGGUGAACGGAUCAGUUUGGAGUUAGUGAUUGCGAGAUUGACUUUUCGCAGACCCACGCGUUACCCAACAGGGCAGAAGUGAUCAUCUUGCUGAGAAGUGGAACUGACUCCAUCUAGUUUUUCAUAAAUUUUUGUGUCUGCAGCAUAGGAGUUUGCUUCGAGUGCGCGAUUUAGAAAUUGUUUUGCUAUUUGGGGUUUAAUUAAUUAUUUUGGGUUUCUAUAUGUGGAUGACUGGUUUGAGGGGCAUGCCGUCUAUGCGUUAUACCUUCUUCACAUAAAAGGCGAUCUGUUACAUCAUUAAGAGUAAGGAUGAAGAGAGGAAAAGAUGAUGAGAAGUUCACGGGCCCAUUGUUCCCUAGACUCCACGUCAGUGAUACGGAUAAGGGAGGGCCAAGAGCACCUCCCAGGAAUAAGAUGGCCCUUUAUGAACUGCUCAGUAUUCCGUCUCAAAGGUUCAACCCAGGCGUUCUUCCACAUGGUGAUAGUAAUACAUUUCCCCCAGCAUCUUCAGGCCAGGGGACUUGUCCAGACAGAAGUUAUGCCUUUCCAGUUCAUUUACCUACCCAAACACCUACUUAUCGAGCUGGAAAGAACAUUUCUCAUCAAUCUGAUGGGACAAAUCUGAGCACUUCGUUUGCACAACUUGAACAGAGAAAGAAAAUAGAUGAUGACUUUAGGGUUCCUGUAUUUGUUCAUUUGAGGAGCAGUAAUUCUAGUGAUAAAACUCGGAGGAGUUUUAGCGGGAAUAAAAUCACUCCCAUGGGCUCUAGGCAUUUUGCUUCUUCGGUGGAUGUGCAAAACAAUUGUGAAAGAGACCCAAAACUGAUUGGCUCGCCUCAUGUCAAUGAGAGAGAUAUGAGGAGCAGUGACCAUGAAGGGCUUCCAAAAGUAAGCCCAAGUAGAGACCAGGCAAAGUCGGUCAGCAAAACAUCAAAAGGAGAAAAUACUGAGAGUCUGAUGAGACAAGCCAGGGUGACUCCAUAUCAAGAUUGUCAUGUGGCAAGUCUUAGCAGAUUACAUGAAGGGGAUGCUUGUAUACAGCCAGAAUGUGGAGUUGGAUCACAAUCUAAUUACACUGAACAUGGUGAGGGUCUUGUUGAGUCAACAAGGGAUGCUGAGACGGGAAGUAUCCCCUUGUCAAGAGGCUGCUUUCAUUCUACAACAGAUAAAAAUGGUCCAAUGGAGGCCACCAAUAACAUCGAAUAUCAUGAUACCAGGACUGGUGGUCCAAUACAGAAUAGCCAUGUAGAAAGAAGUGAAAACUUUUCCAAGACCUCCAUCGUAGAUAAUUUGUCGAGCACAACAAUUUCUCCAGAUGAUGUCGUAGAAAUAAUAGGUCAGAAACAUUUCUGGAAAGCAAGAGAGCAUAGCAAUCAGCAGAGGGUGUUUGCAGUUCAAGUGUUUGAGUUGCACAGACUGAUAAAGGUCCAAAAGUUGAUUGCGGGAUCACCAGAUCUUCUGCUUGAAGAUGGUGCUUUUCUGGGAAAAUCUCCUCCCAAGGGAUCUACUCCUAAAAAACUUUCGCUGGAAUAUGUUGUAAAACCUCGGCCACAAAAUCUUAAGGGCAAAGAUGAUUCUGAAAAGCAAAACCAUAAACUGGAGUGUUCUGCAGAGAAUGUUGGGAAGACAUCUGUUUCAUCUGUGAAAAAUGGGAGCCACCAUUCAAAUUACACCCCCUCUGGGAAUCCACACCAGGCAAAUGUAGCUGUUGACAGUAAAAUGGGUCCCUGGUAUUUCCAUCAGUCGCCUGGCCAUCAGUGGUUGAUCCCUGUUAUGUCUCCUUCUGAGGGGCUUGUCUACAAGCCAUAUCCUGGACCAGGAUUCACUGGAGUGGAUGGCCGAGGAUUUGGGCCUUUUGGCCCAACUCCCUCGGGAGGUAAUUUUAUGAAUCCUGCCUAUGGAGUCCCAACUUCUAAUCAAGGAAUUGGAGUUCUGCCAGACAAUCCUCCAGCUAGUUAUGCUUACUUUGCUCCUUAUGGCAUGCCAGUUGUGAAUCCAACAAUGUCAGGGUCGGCUGUUGAACAGACGAACCACUGUGCAGCACCAGGCUCCGAUGGCCAUUUAUCUGGAGAGGGAGCCAACUUUAUCACUCCUAAUAAUCAAAGCUCUUGUGGUUUUCCUGUUCAGAGAAAUGAGAGUAUGUCAAAUGUCAUGAAAAUUCAGGCAUCCAACGGAAGUGAAUUACAAAGAAGCACAUCAAGUAGUCCUAGUGAAAUGGCACAGGGAAUAAGCACGGGUCAAAACUCAGAUGGAAGAGAUGCGCUUCCGCUCUUUCCUAUGGCUCCGGCGGUUACAGAAGGAGCUCCUCAAUCUCUCGAGACCAGACAACAAACUCGAGUAAUCAAAGUUGUGCCUCAUAAUCCAAGAUCUGCAACGGAAUCAGCAGCUAGAAUUUUCCAAUCAAUACAAGAAGAAAGGAAGCAGUAUGAUUCGGUCUAGUGCUGUUCAGUGCGUUGGACAAGUUCCUGCUCUACUUUUUGCGGAAUGACAUGUUGUAAUUUAUAACGGGAUGUUACAUUUUUUAAAAUUUUCUUUUGGUUUUGACCUGAUUACAGCUUAGUUGUAUGUAGAUAUGUAUGUUAUCUCGUCAAAUGUAAUACUAGUUUCUGUUUUUCCCAUAUAUCUUUUAAUUAAAAUAUUUCUAAAAGCUUGAUUAAUGAUA